Messenger RNA from Plasmodium coatneyi, 4242 nucleotides. Its product is annotated as 6-phosphofructokinase. The transcript has a single exon. Gene Ontology annotation, molecular function: ATP binding; 6-phosphofructokinase activity; diphosphate-fructose-6-phosphate 1-phosphotransferase activity. Gene Ontology annotation, biological process: fructose 6-phosphate metabolic process; glycolytic process; response to glucose. Gene Ontology annotation, cellular component: cytosol; 6-phosphofructokinase complex. NCBI's taxonomy places the organism in Eukaryota, Apicomplexa, Aconoidasida, Haemosporida, Plasmodiidae. The record is from RefSeq and is a predicted model, not a curated record. Bases 1 to 4242 code for a protein of 1413 amino acids.
AUGAGCAACUUCAACAUGAAGGGCGGAGAGGCGAAGAAGCCAUCCAUGGACGGCCUCGUCAAAACCAUGUCCGUGCUGCUAAGGGACAAUGAAUGCGCCUUCAAUUUGGAAGAGCAGGAAAACCAACGAAGCCCAGAUAAGAAAUCGCAGGACAAAAAAGACAGUGAGAUGAUUGACUGUUUGAUGCAAAAGUUAACCUCGAAAAAGUUCCUAGAGGAAAAGGAAACGAAGAACUCCUUCUACCUUGUAGAUAACGAAAAUAUGAAGAUAAAAAAGCUAAAGGAACAUGGUCAUUCGGCAUCCCUAAAUGAUGAUUUGAGUCCUCUACAGUAUGAAAGGAUAAAGUACCAACCUACCUUACCCAAGGCGCUGGCAAGUGAGUACCAAAUAUUGGAAGAAAACCACGGGGACGAUUUUAUUAACAAGAAUGAUUAUGAGGAGGUUAAGAAGUUUUUAAAGAAUCUACACAACCUACCCAUUUUGAACGUGAAGGAAACUAAUAACCAUGAAUCUUUCAAAGGAGGAAAUGUACUAAAAAUUGGUAUUAUUUUAUCUGGUGGUCCUGCACCAGGUGGGCACAACGUUAUAUCUGGUAUCUACGACUAUGCCAAGAGGUACAAUGAGCAGUCUCAGGUUAUUGGUUUUUUAGGAGGCAUAGAUGGAUUGUAUAGCAAAAAUUACGUAACCAUUACGGACUCUUUGAUGAACCGAUUUCGUAACUUGGGAGGGUUCAACAUGCUGUGGUCAGGGAGAGGAAAGGUAAGGAAUAAAGACGACUUGAUUGCCAUAGAAAAUAUCGUUGCAAAGUUGAAGAUGAACGGGUUGGUAAUAAUUGGAGGGGAUGGAUCCAACAGUAACGCAGCUUUGAUAUCUGAGUAUUUCGCCGAGAGGAAGAUCCCCAUUUCUAUUAUCGGUAUCCCGAAAACCAUCGAUGGGGAUUUAAAAAGUGAAGCAAUUGAAAUUAGCUUUGGGUUCGAUACAGCCACGAAGACGUACUCAGAAGUGAUAGGAAAUCUAUGCACAGAUGUGAAGACAGGAAAUAAUGUAUACCACGUGGUGAGAGUAAUGGGAAGGUCUGCAUCUCAUGUAGUGUUAGAGUGUGCUCUGCAGACUAGGCCGAAUAUAGUCCUCAUAGGGGAAGAAGUAGAGAAGGAAAAAUUGUCCCUAAAGGAUAUCGUAAGUAAUAUUGUUAAUACUAUACUGAAGAGAAGGUCACUGAAUAAAAACUAUGGUGUUAUUUUAAUUCCAGAGGGGUUGAUCGAAUUUGUUCCAGAAAUGAAAAUUCUAAUCGGAGAGUUGAAUGUCAUUUUGAAGGAGGGCCCAUUUGAUGCAGACAAAUUGAAGCACUCUAGAGAGGUCUGGGAUUUCUUACCCAGUAUUAUACAGGACCAGCUUCUAAUGGAUAGGGAAUCUACUGGAUAUAUUCAAGUGGGAAAAAUAGCAACAGAGAGGUUAAUCAUUGUUCUGGUCGAAUCUGAGCUAGCAAAAAUGAAGGACAAUAAUUUGAAUAUUCAGUUUAUGGCUCACUAUUUAGGAUAUGAAGGGAGGUGUGCCAUUCCUUCCAACUUUGAUUGCAACUAUUGCUAUGCCCUUGGGUACAAUGCUGCUUUGCUAAUUGAUCAUAAGAAGACGGGAUACAUGUCUAUUAUACAAAACUUAGAAGAUUCCUAUUCCAAUUGGAUCCCUGCAGCCAUUCCGUUUCUACGUAUCAUGCAUGUGAAUAGGGACAACACAGGGAAGGAGUUCCCCGCUGUGAAGAGAUACCUUGUAGAUUUGAACAGCCCCCUCUUCAACGUAUUGAAGGAAGUGCGUAAUUUGUGGUCCCUCUAUGAUUUGUAUAGAUCUCCUGGGCCGAUUCAAUUCAAUGGGCAUUUAAGCAACUCCAGAUGCUACACAGUGAAGAUACCCACGAAGAACGAACUCCUGUGCCAAAACUCGGAAGACUUACAGUUGAUUAUUAAUUUGGCGAAUAAGACGAACCAUGUUGGGGACUAUAUCACGGGUGGAUCUGAAGAGGAGGGGGACAACCAGAUGGAUCCGCACAACAAGGGAAACGAACUUGGUGCGGUUAGCGCUACUCCUAAGGGGGCUCACGAAAAUUCCCUAUCCACUCACAGCAAACAAUUUGGACACGAUUCGACAUCCGCCGCAGGGAAGACGAUCCACUCCGACCUGGUGAGCGAAACAAGUGGCAACGCAGAUCAAGUGGAAAACAACUCCUACGAACAGCACUGCUCCAGUUACAAGUCCCUAGGGUGCAUGUCCGAAUUGCAGACCUCCAGGUUGUACAACAAGCUGAUGCUGCUUGAACUAUGCUCAGAUUUGAAGGCCAAAGUGAGGGCAGGAAAGCAGUACAUAUCGAGUGACCCCUACACGCAAAAGCAGAUCCUGUCCAACUACCCCCACAUGUCAUAUGAAAAUAAAUUUCAAAUACAGGAAAUUUUUCAUGACAAAUAUGCCACUCCAAUAUCGUUUGAAAUAAAAAUAGGAAUUGUAUUCUUAUCUAGACAGGCACCCGGAGCGAUGAAUGUGUUGUGCGGUCUCUACCACCGAUUGAAGCUGCUAAAGGGGGUAUGCAUUGCCUUUUACGGUUUGUAUGGCCUAUUAAACAACAAGUAUAUCAUUAUAGACGAUGACAAUAUUGCGAAGCAUAUGAACCAAGGAGGGUUAGAAUUAACUGGAAAUUCACCGGAGCAUUCUUUAUUUGAUAAAGAGAAUCGAAAUAAGGUAUGUGAGACAGUUACCAAUUUGCAGCUAAACGGUUUGGUGAUGCCUGGAUCGAAUGUCACCAUUACGGAAGCAGCUCUCCUGGCGGAAUAUUUUUUGGAGAAGAAAAUUCCUACCUCCGUUGUGGGUAUUCCACUAACAGGAUCAAACAAUUUGAUUCACGAAUUGAUAGAAACAUGUGUAGGGUUUGAUAGUAGUACGAAGGUGUAUGCCUCCCUCAUUGGAAAUGUCCUCACAGAUGCAGUCAGUAUGCCAAAGUAUUGGCACUUCAUUCGUCUAAUGGGAAGAUCCCCCUCACAUGAAGUGUUGGAGUGUGCUCUGCAGACACAUCCCAAUAUGGUAAUCAUCGCGGAGGAAUAUGGAGCAGCUGAUAAAACGCUCUGGAGAGUCGUCCAAGAUAUUGCUGACGUCGUUUGUGCGAGAGCUGAACUGGGAAAGAACUACGGAACGGUAUUAAUCCCUGAUGCGCUGCUCAUGCAUCUUCCACAUAUGAAAAUUUUACUCACCGAAAUUAGUGACAUUCUGAACGAGGCAAAUGAGAAGGGACAGUUGGUCGAGGCGAGGAACGACUUGGUCAAUUUGUCGACAACGCAGGGUGGCACAGCGGGGGCAGCGGCAGGCACAACGGCAGGCACAACAGCAGGGGAAGAACAACCUUUGUGUGCCUCCCCCUGGGUCCAAAAAUUGACCCCGUGGAGUUUAGCCCUGCUGAAGACCUUCCCCCAGUUCAUCAUUAAAGAACUACUGCACGUGGAUCUUAGAUCCAUGAGGUUUGAAAAGUUAGAGACAGAACAGUUGCUCCUACAAAUGGUGAAGGAAGAACUACAUCAGAGAAAACAAGAAGGAAAAUAUUCUGGAAGCUUCAUGGGAUUGACCCACUUCUUUGGCUACCAAGGUCGUUCAUCGUUACCAUCCGAAUUUGACUGUAAGUUGGCCUAUUCCUAUGGCCACGCUGCUUCUAUAGUGAUUGAGAGUGGACUCACAGGGUACAUCGUUUCGAUAAGGGGUCUCUGUGGAAACAUAAAAGAUUGGAAAUUGUUUGCCAUCCCCUUUAUAUCUUUAAUGAACAUUUUGCCCAGAGGACAGGACAGUAAGUAUUUGAAGAGCGCCUCCAAGGGGGACCUCCCCGUCAUUCCUAGUGCCCCGGUUGACCUGAACGGCAAGGCGUAUAGAAGCUUAAAAAUUGCUUUGCAAAAGUGGCAGAUGGAGGAUAGGUUCUGCAAUCCGGGACCCAUCCAGUUUGAAGGAAAUGCAUCUAACUACUACAACCGCAUUUUGUUCGAAGAGCAAUCCGAGUACUUUGAGAUGCUGCGCUAUGUGGAGUGCUACGCAAACAUACUGAAGGAUACUUGCCGUUUUGGAGUCUCAGCCGACUACCUAAAAAACGUCUUCGUGCAACUGUGUGGCAUGCUUGUUUUAGCUUACAAGCCGAACGACAUUCUCUCGAACAUGCCCUACAUUGGCAGCAUCGAGGAUUACUACGACUGGGAGAACCAGCGAAAGCGCAUGGACUAG